AUGCGGCAAACAUCCAUGCCUCGACGCUCAGCCUCAAGUGAUUCACACUCACCAGGGGGUUUCCAGAUUCCCGUAACGGUGGGUCCCCGGUGGAUCGUCGAGGCUAGCUGGUUUGAGACGGCCUGUCAUGCAAGACGACACAUUUUGUGGAGCAUGUCUGUGAUCCACGAUAGGCCUGGAUCACGGUGGGACACUGCGUUCCUGGGUCAAUGGAGAUGCCUCCAAACGGUCUAUCUCAUCUACGAGACCCCUUGGCCCCUGAAUCAAACCCCAGGUUUCACGGGUUUAGAGCCCCAUGUGGUGGAUUGGGCCGUUCGUCAUGGCUUCGUGUACGGCUAUGCAGUACUAAAAUUAGACUUGACUCGCGGACAUUUAUGGAAUUGUUUUCCUCUCCCGAGUUCAUCAGAUAGGGAAGAGACAAGUUUCUGCGAGUUGUGCAUGGAAGAACCAUGGCGCAUAAUGAUAUGCGUAUGGGUCUGGCUUUUCACAGCCUCUGAGCCAAUCUCCGAUGGACCCCUUUUGAAUUAUUCAAUGAGUCGCACAUAG
Messenger RNA from Pseudomassariella vexata, 546 nucleotides. RefSeq lists its product as uncharacterized. The record is from RefSeq and is a predicted model, not a curated record. The transcript has a single exon. Bases 1 to 546 code for a protein of 181 amino acids. NCBI's taxonomy places the organism in Eukaryota, Fungi, Ascomycota, Sordariomycetes, Amphisphaeriales, Pseudomassariaceae.